This is a messenger RNA of Naumovozyma castellii, 3990 nucleotides long. It is a transcript of the gene YTA7, whose product is annotated as chromatin segregase YTA7. The coding region runs from base 1 to 3990 and encodes 1329 amino acids. Lineage: Eukaryota; Fungi; Ascomycota; Saccharomycetes; Saccharomycetales; Saccharomycetaceae. The record is from RefSeq and is a predicted model, not a curated record. The transcript has a single exon.
AUGGUUCACAGUUUAAGAAACCGUCAAAUUGACGAAAAUAAUGCCAUCGAUGAGAACUCUCAAGAGAUCAAAGAUGAGAAUGGAAUUGUACACACGUCACACAGAUCGCUGAGGAAGAUAAAUUAUGCGGAGUUGGAUGAAGAGGUAGAUGAAGUACCAGAUGAACCGGAAGAAGAACAACCCGUCGAUACAUUGAUACCAACUAAUACUAGUGAGGCUACUCCACCGGACGAAAAACCCAUUGUCUCAAUGGACCAAGAAGAUGAAGAUGUGGCAUAUUCAAGGAGGAAAAGAGGCCAUCAUGAUCCAGAGGAAGACGAUGAGAGUUUUCAUGAAGAAGAUGCAGAUGACGCAGAUGUUGAUUUGGAUGACGAUGACGAUGAUGAUUACGACGAAAUGGACAAUCAAGGGAAAGCUCAUAAACGACAACGUCAAUUGAAUGAUAGGAAUUUUAUAGUACCUGAUCCGAAUGAUUUUGAAGAGGCUGAUGACGAUGAAGACGAGAACGUCUACUAUAACUCGAGACGAAAUACGAGACGUAAUAGAAGCAGAAGAACUGCAAGAAGCCGUGGACAUGAAUCAACAACCCCACCACCUGUCCAAAGAAAUUUGAGACGAAGAACACGUUCCGGUCAUUACCUAGAGGACGGGGAUCAGCAUACAGACGGAACAACCACUGAACCAACAACAUUAGCUGAUGAAAUUAGAGAGCUACAACAAGAUAGUCCAAUCCAAGAGAAACGAUCGCUAAGAGAAAGAAGGAAACCAGUUAAUUAUAAGAUCCCACCGCCAUUAUCCGCGUCUAACAUGGAUGGUUACCUGAAUAGACAAGAGACAAUGUCAUUCUCGAACCCUUCUCCCUAUCGUCGUACAGGUCGUAAUGGAGGUUUAUACAACUCAGCCCAGAAUAUGGGACCUACGAGGAGAUUAUUCCCCACCGGCGGGCCCUUUGGUGGUAACGAUGUAACCACAAUCUUUGGAAAAAACACAAACUUCUAUAAUCAAGAUGUGGCUACUCAGAAUACAAAUAAUAAAUUACUUCUUGAUUCCGAUUCAUCAGAUGAUGAAAUUCUUCCCAUGGGGGCCACACCAAAGGAAAAAACCGAGGCUAGUCUUCAGAAGAAGAAAAAGAAGAAGCAAGAAAUAGCUGAUUUAGAUCCUUUAGGAGUCGACAUGAAUAUAAAUUUUGAUGAUGUCGGUGGUCUCGACAAUUAUAUAGACCAGUUGAAGGAAAUGGUAGCAUUGCCCUUGCUAUAUCCUGAAUUAUAUCAAAACUUUGAUAUUACUCCUCCCAGAGGUGUAUUGUUUCAUGGUCCACCAGGUACUGGUAAGACAUUAAUGGCCCGUGCAUUGGCAGCAAGUUGUUCAUCAGAUACAAGAAAAAUCACGUUCUUUAUGAGGAAGGGUGCGGAUAUUCUAUCAAAAUGGGUCGGUGAGGCUGAAAGGCAACUGCGUUUAUUAUUUGAAGAGGCAAAGAAGCAUCAACCUUCUAUUAUAUUUUUCGAUGAAAUUGAUGGGUUAGCUCCAGUGAGAAGCUCAAAGCAAGAACAGAUUCAUGCAUCUAUUGUUUCCACAUUAUUAGCCCUUAUGGAUGGUAUGGAUAAUAGAGGUCAAGUUAUUGUCAUUGGUGCUACAAAUAGACCUGAUGCGGUAGAUCCUGCUUUGAGAAGACCUGGUAGAUUUGAUAGGGAAUUUUAUUUUCCUCUACCUGAUUUAAAAGCUCGUGCCAAGAUUUUACAAAUUCAUACUAAGAAAUGGAAUCCUCCUCUAGAUCCUGAGUUUAUUGAAAAUUUGGCAAAGUUAACUAAGGGUUAUGGUGGUGCAGAUUUGAGAGCUUUGUGUACCGAGGCAGCUCUAUUUAGUAUUCAAAGGAAGUUUCCACAAAUAUAUAGAAGCUCUGAAAAAUUGCAAGUGGAUCCUAAGUUAGUGAGAGUUCAUACAACUGAUUUCAUGCUGGCAUUAGAGAAGAUUGUCCCCUCAUCAGCGAGAUCAUCAGGGAAUUCUCCCGAACCGUUACCUGACUCAGUUGAUUCAUUGCUACGUGAACAAUUUGAUCAGAUAAAGAAAUUGCUAGAGACAAUUUUGCCUAAUGAGCAUAAGAACUUUAAAAGGGAUGCAUCAUUAAUUCAACAAUAUAUUGACUAUGAGGAUUAUGAUUCAGAUGAAGCUGAAGAAGGCACAAUUGCUUCUGGGUUUAAGAAACACCAAUUACUCAAGCAGCUCACUGAGUCACGUAUAUGUAAACCACGGUUACUUAUAACAGGCCCGAUUGGAAACGGUCAGCAGUAUAUUGGUGCAGCCAUUUUACAUUAUCUAGAGGAAUACAAUGUUCAGCGUCUUGACCUAGCGUCAUUAGUAUCAGAGAAUUUGAAGUCAAUGGAAGCCACCGUAGUUCAAAGUUUCAUUGAAGCUAGAAAAAGACAACCGUCAAUUAUAUUUAUUCCAAACAUUGAUAUAUGGCAAAGAACAGUUCCAGAAAGUGUUAUCUUAACCUUAUCAAGUCUUUUAAGGUCAUUACAGAGCAAAGAACGCGUCCUUCUGCUAGCUGUUGGUGAGGCAUUAACUCCUGAGGUGAUUCAAACAGAACCAUUCUCUCAUCUCUCGUUUGAGAGCAACAUUUAUGAUCUUAGAACUCCUUCUAAAACCGAAAGAGCACGAUAUUUCGAGCCCAUCAGAACAUUGUUAAAAACCAAACCCACGUCCUUCAAUACAAGGAGAAAGAGAAAACAGCCCCUUCCUAAAUUACCUCCAGUGGAGAUUAAUACAUUACCGAUUAAUCUUGAUGAAAAUGGGAACCCGUUAUCUGAAGAAGAAAUUCUCCGCAAAAGAUUAAAGUCAUUCCAGCAUCAGGAUAUGAAAUUAAAGAACGUCUUGAAGAUUAAACUUUCAGGUCUUAUGGAUUUGUUUAAGAAUAGAUACAAACGUUUUAGGAAACCUCCAAUCGAUGAUUCAUUUUUGAUUCAUCUUUUUGAACCUCAACCUGUCGAUGAUCCCAAUUGGCAACCCGCUUAUGUGAAAGAUAAUGACAUGAUCUUAGAGGUUGCCACAGGACGUAGAUUUUUUAAUAUGGAUUUAGAUAUUGUCGAGGAAAGAUUGUGGAAUGGUUAUUAUUCAGAACCCAAACAGUACCUGAAGGAUAUAGAGUUAAUAUACCGUGAUGCAAAUACAACUGGUGAUCGAGAAAGGAUAAUUAAAGCAUCUGAGAUGUUUGCCAAUGCUCAAAUGGGCAUAGAGGAUAUAUCUGUACCAAAUUUUGUUGCCGAAUGUAAAGCAACUCAUUUGAGAGAUCUUGAACGUAAGGAAUUAUUUUUAAAAGAUGAAGCAAAGAGGGCUGAAAGAGAAGAAUUUACAGCGACACAACAGGAUGUACCUUUAGAAAUGGAUUCAGUUAAUGCCAAUUUAAAAGAAAAUGUGGAUUCAGUAGGUGUUGGAUCAGGCAAUCAAUUACAAUUGGAAGCUACAUUGAAUCGACCAUUUGCCAGUAACACAAGCCAGGACACGAACACCAUAAAUAUGACUCAACCGAGCCUCGUGAAUGUUGUUAACAAUGACGCACCCAUUGAAGACAAUAUUGAAGGGAACCACAGUGGAUUGAAACCGAAUUCUAUUGAUGUCCAAGGGGAUAAGAUUCAUUCUGAAAAUGAAACAAAGUCUUCAAUUGAGGACAAUACAAAUGCAAUUUCAAUAAAUUCAAUUACCAAAACAGCAGAAACAAAGACAGCACUUACUGAUGAGAAAACCGAGGUUAUUGGGGAAGAGAUGGUAAGUAAUAUUGAGCAUACUCAACAUGAAGAAAGUAAAGAAGUGGUUGUGGAAGAUGCAUCUAUAACUUUAAUCGUGAACACAUUGGCAGAAAAUACUCAAAAUCGAACUGUGUCGUAUUUGGAAAGAGUAUAUGCAGAGGUCGUGAGGAUAAUAUGGGAGGAUCGCCAGGCUUGGGAUAAGAAAGAUACAAUUAGUAAGUUACUGACUUACCUUGAAAGCAAGUAG